Chenopodium quinoa (quinoa) is the source of this 660-nucleotide messenger RNA. Its product is annotated as protein SCARECROW 1-like. The transcript has a single exon. NCBI's taxonomy places the organism in Eukaryota, Viridiplantae, Streptophyta, Magnoliopsida, Caryophyllales, Amaranthaceae. The record is from RefSeq and is a predicted model, not a curated record. Bases 1 to 660 code for a protein of 219 amino acids.
AUGGGGUCGAACAAUUUUGAAGUGAGGCUGAUGCCUGGCCUCACUAUCCGGGAGCCAACUGAGGGCGAGGCUCCCAGGGUUCCUCCGCCACCAGCUAACCCUCCUUCGAAGACUCCUCCACCACCUCCCGAAACCCAAGAGAUGGAGGUGGACCAACGAACUCCUGAUCCGAAGGAGGCGGUUCAGGGGGAGACGCCAAAUGGAGAGAGCGAUGCUAAGCCCUCCGUUGAAAAGGAAGCUGCUAUGGGAGUGGCUGAUGAACCUGUUGCGGUUGAGGAGGCAGAUGAAGCUGCAACAACUGAAGGGUUUGCCGCUGAAAUUCAGCGAGAAACUGACGCUCUCCUGAACCGGCACGAAGUUGAAGAGGAGGUUGAGGUAGUUAACCUAGAAGGAGACCAGCUGGGCUCCAAUGAAGAGGCAAAGGAUCAGACUGUUGAGGUACCUUCCCCCUCACUGCCCUCCUUCCAAACCUUCAGGUUUGAAGAAAUGGGGUUCCAUGCCCCCUUUAUCCCCAUCCCCUCCAGCGUCAGAGAAACUAUCUGGGGAAGGCAUCGGGAGGAGGUUGCGGCCUUCUUUGGUGACUUCUCAGGUCUGUCCGAGGUGGAUCAGGCACGAGAGUGGUCACUUAAGGCCACUGCUCGGAUGGGCGAGCCCAACUGA